Messenger RNA from Saimiri boliviensis boliviensis (Bolivian squirrel monkey), 2250 nucleotides. Lineage: Eukaryota; Metazoa; Chordata; Mammalia; Primates; Cebidae. The record is from RefSeq and is a predicted model, not a curated record.
CCCCAGGCCUCCGGCCCGCCCCAGCCUAGGCGGAUCGCGGCGCCAUUUCCUGUCCAAAGCUGGGCGCGUCAGGGAUUCCGGUUCACAAUGGAUGCUGAUCAAGAGAAGGAUUUGCAGAAAUUUCUUAAAAAUGUGGAUGAAAUCACCAAUUUAAUUCAGGAGAUGAAUUCUGAUGACCCAGUUGUGCAACAGAAAGCUGUCCUGGAGACAGAAAAGAGACUGCUGCUUAUGGAGGAAGACCAGGAGGAGGAUGACUGCAGGACCACCUUGAACAAGACUGUGAUCAGUCCUCCACAGACUACUAUGAAGAGUGCAGAAGAAACAGACUCAGAGGCCUUCUUGGCAUCUGUGGAGAAGGAUGCAAAGGAACGAGCCAAGAGAAGGAGGGAAAACAAAGUCUUAGCAGACGCCCUAAAAGAAAAGGGGAAUGAAGCAUUUGCUAAAGGCGAUUAUGAAACAGCCAUCCUGCGCUACAGUGAGGGUUUGGAGAAGCUGAAGGACAUGAAAGUGCUGUACACCAACCGAGCCCAGGCUUAUAUGAAACUUGAGGACUAUGAGAAGGCACUGGUGGAUUGUGAAUGGGCUCUCAAGUGUGAUGAAAAAUGCACAAAAGCGUAUUUCCACAUGGGAAAAGCCAACCUGGCCCUGAAGAACUACAGUGUGUCUAGAGAGUGUUAUAAGAAGAUCUUAGAAAUAAAUCCCAAGCUGCAAACCCAGGUGAAAGAUUACCUGAAUCAAGUAGAUCUUCAGGAAAAAGCAGACCAUCAAGAGAAGGAAGCCCACAAAUUGCUGGAUUCAGGAAAGAACACAGCUGUGACCACCAAGAACCUCCUGGAAACCCUUUCCAAGCCUGACCAGAUCCCCCUGUUCUACGCCGGGGGGAUUGAGAUCCUGACUGAAAUUAUAAAGGAGUGCACAGAACAAACUUUAUUCAGAACGCACAAUGGAUUUAGUAUCAUCAGUGACAACGAGGUCAUAAGAAGGUGUUUUUCCACAGCAGGAAAAGAUGCAGCUGAAGAGACGGUCUGUGUGUCUGUUCUCAAGCUCUGGCAAACAGUGUGCAGUGGGAACGAGGAAAACCAGCGUGUGCUAGUGAUGGACCCUGACAGAGCCAGGCUGCUGGCCGCCCUCUUGUCCUCCAGGGUCCUGGCCAUCCGGCAGCAGAGCCUGGCCCUGCUGCUGCAGCUCGCCCAGACUGAGAGUGGACAGAGCCUGAUCAUCAGCCACCUUGACCUGACCAGAUUCCAAGUCUGGUUCCAGGCCAACCUUCCAGGUGUUCUCCCUGCACUCACAGGCGUUCUGAAGAGAGAUCCCAAGGUAGGCAGCUCCUCAGCUCUGUGCCAGUGCAUUGCCAUCAUGGGAAACCUCAGUGCUGAGCCUGCCACCCGAAGACACAUGACAGCCUGUGAGGAAUUUGGAGAUGGCUGCUUGAGCCUCAUGGCCAGGUGUGAGGAGGAUGUGGAUCUGUUCAGAGAGGUUAUCUACACACUCCUGGGACUCCUGAUGAACCUGUGUCUUCAGGCUCCCUUUGUCUCUGAGGUUUGGGCUGUGGAGGUGAGCAGAAGGUGCCUAUCUCUACUAAACAGCCAGGAUGGAGGAAUCCUGACAAGAGCUGCUGGUGUUCUGAGCCGGACCCUUGCUUCCUCUCUGAAAGUUGUUGAGGAGGCCUUGCGAGCAGGAGUGGUAAAGAAAAUGAUUAAAUUCCUGAAGGCAGGAGGCGAGACUGCAUCACGUUAUGCUGUAAAGAUACUAGCUAUCUGCACGAAUAGUUAUCAUGAAGCUCGGGAAGAAGUAUUAAGACUGGAUAACAAGUUGGGCAUUAUGAUGAAGCUGCUCAGCUCGGAGGAUGAGGUUCUGGUGGGCAACGCUGCCCUCUGCCUUGGUAACUGCAUGGAGGUGCCCAACGUUGCAUCUUCCCUGCUGAAGACAGACCUCGUGCAGGUCUUGUUAAGGCUCGCAGGCAGUGACACGCAGAAGACAGCUGUGCAGGUGAACGCAGGCAUUGCUCUGGGGAAGCUGUGCACAGCUGAGCCCAGAAACACUCCCACUUCAUGUUCUUUGCCUCAGCCUAAACAAGUGGAGAAAUGGCCAGCAAGGGUCACACGUUCAUGCAGGAAAAAACAGAGUGGAGAAGCAAAGACACAGAACAGCGCAUCGAGGCCCCCAGCGAGUUUGCUGCUCAACUAAGAAAGCUUCAUGGCCUAGAAAUUCUCAACUCCACGGUGAAAUACAUCAGUGAUUCUUGAGAGA